UUGCAUUCGAAUCGAAGGGAACAGUAAAACAGUGUCAAAUAUUUCUGGGUGAAAUUUCCGAGUACGAAUAGGUCAAAGUUGAUUUUGUCGUGAGACAAUUGCUGAACUGAACUGCCUAUAAAUUUCAAGUCUCAAAAUGUCCCUCAAUUGCCCGGUUCAUAAUAAGGACUCUAGUGGCUUAAACAUUACCAGGUCCGCAACCUCGGACGACGCCAAGAUCGCCAUGUGCGCCUGUUUGGAAUUGGCCAACUGUCGGGCCGAAAAUUGUCAGCUGAAGCAGAAACUGACCGAGUACGAGGCCAAGAUCAGCAGUCUCGAGCAUCUGGUGGCCACCAUCGCGGAGGAGCAGCUCCAGAUCCGCCAAGAAGUGAUCGAAUUGCGCAACGAGACUCAGGGUGCAACGAUGGAAGCCGCCAACGAGUUGGAACCUUCGGACAACUUAUCCGUGAACCCGCAAGAGGAAAUGUACGAUGAGGAUGAAUACGAUCCGGAUUCAGAAUCCGAGUACAAUGCCAUCCAGUCUCCCAAUCCCUCAGUACAUUCUUCGAUGGCCUCGCUGGUCUCAUUGAAUAUAUCAUCCAACAGCUCCAUGGAGCUGAAUGUUCUAACUCUAAAUGAUAACUCGGAUUCCGAUUGCAUAUACAGCGAAAAUGAGGAUUUCUAAGAAACCCAUCUAAUUCCAAUCGCAUCCUCUCCACAAGUUCCGCCGCAAAAACAUUUCCGAUUACGAUCGCGAUCUUUAAUACCACAAACGAAAAUGUUAAAAUAAAGAGUUCGUUGUUGUGCAUCCCAUAAUA
Molecule: messenger RNA, 797 nt
Organism: Drosophila mauritiana
Lineage: Eukaryota; Metazoa; Arthropoda; Insecta; Diptera; Drosophilidae
Exons: 2
Coding region: 137-664 (175 amino acids)
Source: RefSeq, a predicted model, not a curated record